This is a messenger RNA of Cyphomyrmex costatus, 3046 nucleotides long. It is a transcript of the gene NfI, whose product is annotated as Nuclear factor I. Lineage: Eukaryota; Metazoa; Arthropoda; Insecta; Hymenoptera; Formicidae. The record is from RefSeq and is a predicted model, not a curated record. The transcript has 13 exons. Gene Ontology annotation, molecular function: DNA-binding transcription factor activity, RNA polymerase II-specific; RNA polymerase II cis-regulatory region sequence-specific DNA binding. Gene Ontology annotation, biological process: regulation of transcription by RNA polymerase II. Gene Ontology annotation, cellular component: nucleus. Bases 717 to 2789 code for a protein of 690 amino acids.
GAGAAAAUAACCAAAAAUCAAGAAGAGAGAUAGAGAGAGAGCGCAAGCGAUAUAUAAAAAGAUCCAGAAAGAGAGUAACUUAAAGAUUAUCCUUACAAGGUAUUUUCAGAAAGAAGAAAGGCAUCGAAAAAAGAAGGGGUGAAAGUUGGUAGGAUGCGUGUACUUGGGUGCGGCGUCUCGUCACCACCCGGCAAACGACAGUUUAGCAGUGUCAACAGCAUCCGUAAUAUCAUCGCCAACAGCAAACACGUCUGCGACGAGAACGACAGUCCUGCGGAAACGUUUCUCGAGAGCGCGGGAGAUAGUGACCGAAUCGUCAAAGACAGCGGAUUCUUGCGGAGCUUGAGAAUUCAGUACGACUGCAUUACCACCAUCUCCACCACCACCACCACCACCACUGUAUCAUCCGGAACUUCCUCGAAAUCUCGCGAGAGAAGAAAGUUUCUUCCAUCCACGUGCCUCAUCUUUGACAACUCGCGACAGCAAUCGUACAAUUAUAGAUUGAGAAGAGCACGAUCCCUGUCAUUCGGACGAUAACGGAUUUUGGAAAGCAGAGGAAUUUAGAUUUUAUGCUCGUUGUCCAAAUUAAUUGUAAGCUUCUUUUCCUCCUCAUGAUAACCAUCUUUGAAUUUGGGCGUUAAAACGCGAAGUCAAACAUCAGCGGCAAAGUUGAAUCCAUUCCAGCCUGAAGAGUUCAGACAACGUUCAGAUUACUCAUGUUCAUCCCGGACACUCUGAGAAGCUGCAUGGUGGAACCGGAUAUUUCGACUUAUCUACAAGCUCCUUCCGUCGGACAGGAUGAAUUCCAUCCAUUUAUCGAAGCUCUUCUACCAUUCGUGAAGUCUUUCUCGUAUACAUGGUUCAACUUACAAGCUGCCAAAAGGCGAUACUAUAAGAAACACGAAAAGCGAAUGAGUUUAGAAGAAGAACGUCAGUGUAAGGAGGAACUCCAGAACGAAAAGCUGGAAGUAAAACAGAAAUGGGCCUCGCGGCUUCUAGGAAAGUUACGAAAGGAUAUCACGCAAGAAUAUCGAGAGGACUUUGUAUUAAGUAUCACGGGAAAGAGGCCAGCAAUGUGCGUUUUAAGCAAUCCUGAUCAAAAGGGUAAAAUGCGUCGAAUCGAUUGUCUUCGUCAAGCGGACAAGGUAUGGAGGUUGGACCUAGUUAUGGUGAUUCUUUUCAAAGCAAUUCCGUUGGAAUCGACAGAUGGGGAACGGCUUGAGAAAACUGCGGAAUGUGCGCAGCCGGGACUUUGCGUCAAUCCUUAUCAUAUUAACGUUUCCGUCCGGGAACUAGAUCUCUAUCUCGCCAAUUUUAUCACGAGUCACGAAGUACUGAAUGGCAUCUGCAACACUAGUAAGGAGGAGGAUAGACGUCGAAAAGGUACAGGAUAUCAUGAACUAUAUAAUGGUGUCGUCUGCAAUGAUACGAUCCUUGCAACAGGUGUCUUCAGCUCCAAAGAGCUCUGGAUGCUUUCAAAAGCGUCCAUACUGCAUGACCUCAGCGACAUGCAGCCUCAAAUAAACGCGAUCAAAAUAGAGCACCCACCGUACUACUGCAGCAGCUAUACCCCACCAUCCGCAGCCACGACUGCGGAUCACGUUCAGCCGGCGGCUAGCUUCAGUCCACCACCGGUUCAUCAACUAAUAAGGAACGAUAAGACUGAGAAGCCGCCGUCGGUAACGGUUUCGAGUGCACCGACAUUUUCAUCGGUCCUUAGGCCGGAAGACGGACACCGUGGAAUAGAAUCCCCCCAUUCGCAAACCGGAUUGCAUUCGCCUCACGAAGGAUUAACUGGUGGCUCCGGUCAAAGCAUGCCUGGAAUCGCUUACUAUCAACCGGAACACCCCGGGUCUGCAGGGGUAGUAAAGUAUCCUGAGAACGGACACGACACUCUUUCGGAUUUUGUGACCUUUGUGUGCCAAGAAGCUGAGAAUACCCAGCAAUUAUCUCAGACGCAACUAACUGGAUCACGCACUGGUAUACAAAAGUUCCCACAAUAUUAUCCGAGUUCGAUGUUACCACCGCCGCCACCUGCUCCUAUGGCCAGACCAGUGGCAAUAAUAAGAUCGACAGGUGAGUUAGCAGCGACAACUGCUAACUCGCCACCAACAUCGUCACCUACGGAUCCAGGCGAGUUAGGGCCUAAUCAGGAACAGAUGACUACCGCAGCGGCAAUUGGACUCGUCGGUUCCGCUUGCCAGAAUUCUGUCGAAUCCGUCGGACGGAAAAGCCCCACCAGAAUUCUCGUUACACCGCAUACCACCAGCAGGGAAUACACAUUUGCUCAUUUUCAUUCGCAACCUGGUCAGCAAAUCUUCACAUAUCCGACCAUUAGCUCGAUGUCUGGAGUAAUUUCGCCGACUAACUUAUCUCUAUUUUCAUCUCCUGUCUCAGUAACGAGACCGGUAGCAACUCAAAGAUCGGUCACUAAUAUCCCACCACGUUGGAAUACUGCGCCAUUCAUCAAUUUGGAAGAUGAUUAUAACAUGAUUGCACCGAUCAUUGCUGGAACAAGCAGUGAGCCAUCAGCCACUAUAGAGGAAGAACGAUAUUUUCAUCCUGUGCAUACGAGUGGCGUGGUGGAUAAAAAUGGCAGUGGUAAUUUAAUAAGCAGUGAACUCGGAGUAAACACAGAUUCUACAUCACAUCAUCACCAACAGCAGCAGCAGCAGCAUUCGCAACAACAGCAGCAGCAGCAGCAAGUACAACAGCAGCAAUCAUCUUCGCAACAGCAACAACAGCAAGUAAUAGCAGAUAAAUGUAGCGGGCCCAAGUCUCCUCCGUGACAGUGGAGUCAAAGCAUGGAAAAUUUUGAAAAACUCACGAACUCGCCAUGUUUGUUAGAAUCGAUAAUUAGUAUUACAUAUAAUAAUUGCCGAAGUCACAUGCGAAGUCGAGUUCGAGAGCAAUUGUCAGGAAACUAUGUCUCGUAUUCAAUUAUGUAAUUUCAACUUGCGAAGAAUAAAAUGCUUAAUAAAGUUCGAUCAUAAUUUAUGUAUUAUAAAGUGAGAGAAUAAGAAUGCUUUUCAAGGAAUGCAACUAA